AUGGCGUCCUCCAGCGGAGCCGGCCGGGCGCCCGAGUCCGAGCAGUCGCCGGAGACGCCGGGGGACCUGCGCAGCGUCCUGCUGACCAGCGUCCUGCACCUGGAGCCGCUGGACGUGGACCUCUUCCGGGGAAGGCACUACUGGGUGCCCGUCACGAAGCGUCUUUUUGGAGGGCAGAUAGUGGGCCAGGCACUGGUGGCAGCAGCAAAGGCCGUGACGGAUGACCUGGAAGUCCAUUCACUCCAUUGCUACUUUGUGAGGGCAGGGGACCCCACCGUGCCAGUUCUGUACCAGGUGGAGCGCACCCGCACCGGGAGGAGCUUCUCGGUGCGCUCGGUCAAGGCCAUCCAGCACGGGAAGGCCAUCUUCAUAUGCCAGGCUUCCUUCCAACGAGGGCAGCCCAGUCCGGUGCAGCACCAGUUCCAAAUGCCGGCUGUGCCUCUCCCGGAGGAGCUGCUGACGCAGGAGCAGCUGAUCCAGAAGUACCUGCGGGACCCCAACCUCCUAGAGAGAUACCGGCAGGGACUCCAGGGGAUACUGGCCCAGGAAGUUCCGAUUGAGAUGAAGCCGGUGAACCCACCUGACGUUUUCCACCAGAACUCCCAGGAACCCAAGCAGCUCGUCUGGGUGCGUGCCAAGGGCUACAUCGGCGAAUGCGACAUGAAGCUGCACUGCUGCGUGGCUGCCUACAUCUCCGACUACGCCUUCCUGCGGACGGCCCUGUUGCCGCACCAGCACCACAAAGUCAAGCUCAUGGUCUCGCUCGAUCACACCAUGUGGUUCCACGCGCCCUUCAGAGCCGAUCAGUGGAUGCUGUACGAGUGCGAGAGCCCCUGGGCCGGUGGCAGCCGGGGCCUGGUGCAGGGCCGCCUGUGGCGCAGAGAUGGCGUGUUGGCGGUCAGCUGUGCCCAGGAAGGAGUAAUUCGAUUGGAGGAAGAGCAGCGGGGCACCAGCAAGUUGUAGCACUGGCUUUUCUUUCUUCCCUUGGCUACUUCUCUCCUAACGGGAGCCCCCCCCUCUUACACUGAUUGAGUCUUCGAUGGGUGGCGGUCGCUUACCAGGACCCCCGUAACCCCUGGAGGUGGCACUUACAGAUGGAAGCACUGGCACCCCACUUUCCUUGGACAUAUUAAUUUAUUGGAGACGGGCUUCUGUCCCCCGACCGUUAAUAAAGGGAGGAAAGUG
Molecule: messenger RNA, 1185 nt
Organism: Protobothrops mucrosquamatus (brown spotted pit viper)
Lineage: Eukaryota; Metazoa; Chordata; Lepidosauria; Squamata; Viperidae
Gene: ACOT8
Product: acyl-CoA thioesterase 8
Exons: 6
Coding region: 1-963 (320 amino acids)
Biological process (GO): fatty acid catabolic process; acyl-CoA metabolic process
Cellular component (GO): peroxisomal matrix
Molecular function (GO): fatty acyl-CoA hydrolase activity
Source: RefSeq, a predicted model, not a curated record